Messenger RNA from Ictidomys tridecemlineatus (thirteen-lined ground squirrel), 4651 nucleotides. It is a transcript of the gene Nkap, whose product is annotated as NFKB activating protein. Lineage: Eukaryota; Metazoa; Chordata; Mammalia; Rodentia; Sciuridae. The record is from RefSeq and is a predicted model, not a curated record. Gene Ontology annotation, cellular component: nucleus. Gene Ontology annotation, molecular function: chromatin binding. Gene Ontology annotation, biological process: negative regulation of DNA-templated transcription.
AUUUGCUGACGUACCCGGAACUGUUUCCAAGGUUUCUUCAGGUUUGGGAGGUUGCUCGGCGGCGAGUUGUGGGAGCCAAGGCAACCGGGAAUCUUCCCGGGGUCACAAGAGCGCCCCCUUGGCCCUCAGCUUCAGGGGCACAGCUGCGGUAAUGGCUCCAGUGUCCAGUUCCCGCAGCCCUGAGCGGGAGGCCUCUGGCUCCGGAGGAAGACGCCGCAGUUCGUCGAAGAGCCCCAAACCCAGCAAAUCUUCCCGCUCCCCGCGGUGUCGCCGGUCGCGCUCGCGUUCUUGUUCUCGGUCUGGUGACAAGAAUGGCCUAAGUCAUCAGCUGGGUGGUCUCAGCCAAGGUUCCCGAAACCAGUCGUACCGCUCGCGCUCGCGUUCGCGCUCUCGGGAGCGGCCCUCUGCGCCACGGAACACCCCUUUUGCUUCUACCUCCUCGUCCACGUAUUAUGGAAGCUACUCACGCCCCUACGGGAGCGACAAGCCGUGGCCUAGCCUUCUGGACAAGGAGAGGGAAGAGAGCCUGCGGCAGAAGAGACUAAGUGAGAGAGAGAGGAUUGGAGAAUUAGGAGCUCCUGAAGUAUGGGGACUUUCUCCAAAGAAUCCUGAACCUGACUCUGAUGAACAUACACCAGUAGAGGAUGAAGAGCCAAAGAAAAGCACUACUUCAGCAUCUAGUUCAGAAGAUGAAAAGAAGAAAAAGAAGAAGUCUAGUCAUUCAAAAGAAAAGUCUAAGAAAAAGAGAAAGAAAAAAUCAUCUAAAAGAAAACACAAGAAAUAUUCUGAAGAUAGUGACAGUGACUCUGAUUCUGAAACAGACUCCAGUGAUGAAGUUACAAAGAGGAGAGCAAAGAAAAAUAAGAAAAAGGAAAAGAAGAAGAAACACAGAUCGAAGAAAUAUAAGAAAAAGAAGUCUAAGAAGAACAGAAAAGAGUCUAGUGAUUCAAGUUCUAAGGAUUCUCAAGAAGAAUUUCUAGAGAAUCCCUGGAAGGAUCGAUCAAAGGCUGAAGAACCCUCUGAUUUAAUUGGCCCAGAGGCUCCAAAAACACUUGCUUCUCAAGAUGACAAACCUUUGAACUAUGGCCAUGCUCUCUUACCUGGUGAAGGUGCAGCUAUGGCCGAAUAUGUAAAAGCUGGAAAACGUAUCCCACGAAGAGGUGAAAUUGGCUUGACAAGUGAAGAAAUUGCAUCAUUUGAAUGCUCAGGUUAUGUAAUGAGUGGUAGCAGGCAUCGCCGAAUGGAGGCUGUGCGACUGCGGAAAGAGAACCAGAUCUAUAGUGCUGAUGAGAAGAGAGCCCUUGCAUCCUUUAACCAAGAAGAAAGACGAAAGAGAGAGAACAAGAUUCUGGCCAGUUUUCGAGAGAUGGUAUACAGAAAGACCAAAGGAAAGGAUGACAAAUGAGGAUUUUCCGAUUGCUCAGCAGAUAUUUUUAAUAACAAAAAAGAAAGUCUGGGUUCCAUACAUAUACCCAAAAAGAUUAUUAUGCUCUGAAAAAGCUUUACAGUGCUACUGUGCCUUCUAUUUAACUCUUUCAAUCCCUCAAUAAAAAGCUGCUUAUUGAUAUAUCUUUAGUAAGUUCUUUGGGUUAUUUUGGAUUGACUUACAACUUUCUGGUUUAAAAAUCCAAAAUAUGAGUGAAAUCCUACUGUAUUAAGGGAGGUGGCAUAGAGAGAAAGAGUCAGUGAGAUGAGAAACCUUAAUCACAUGCCAUGGUUCGGUGCUACUAUUGGCUCUACAUGAUGCUCUCCCCCAUCCCACUGAACUUGUGGGAAAUGAUCAUUCCUCUGUGUUGAAUGUGUUAUAAAUGGACUUGAUAUAUAGAAGCUAUAUAGGAGGCUAUUUUUGUUAACAAAAUGAAGGCUUUGCUGAAAAAAGCAAAUCUGGAAUUUGAAAACUGACUUGUAUAAUACAAUAUACAGUCUGCCCAGGAAUUAAUUAAUUUUGGUUUAAGUCCCUACCUCCAUUCUAAAACUAACAAACCAACAUUCAUACUAGCCUAUGGAUUUGUUUAAAUGAAAAUGUGAACAUUAGGUGGAAUUCCUAAUAAAUUACUUAAAAAUAGUUAUUUUAGGGGCUGGGGGUGUAGCUCAGUGGUAGAGCAGCAGGUGCUUGGCAUGUGUAAGGCCCUGAAUUUGAUCUUCAGUACUGCAAGAAACAAAAAGUUCUCUCAAAUAUAAAGUCUUGGGAAAUUUAUUGCUAUGCCAAUAUAAAUUAGUAUUUCUAAGUUGUACUUUAAUGAUAAGAUAACAUCUAAAAAGAGUGAGAGUCAACUACGGUCAAGAGUACUGAUUGGAAAAAUAUAGUAUUUUAACUUAGUUGUUUCAAACAGAUGUAGAUAAAAUGAUAUUAAACUUUUUAACCCUAUCCUUUAUGUAAUAGGUAGAUUUCAUUUUAAGCAUGGUUAAAGCUUUCAGUUUAUGUUUUUAUAUCUAUCAUUCAUUUUAAUUCUUAACUUUUAUAAAAGGCCCUUAUUUCAUCACAUUUUUGAAAGUAAAAAUUGUGAUCAUAAUAUUUUUCCUUCCCUUAUUUUGUUCAAUUUUAGUUAGGUCACAAGUGUAAAAGGGGAGGGGCAAUGUAAAUUUUGAUUUGUUAUGGUUGGAAACUGAUCUGUGUUGUUAUUAUGUACAUAGGAUGAAUUUAGGUUACUGGAUGAUGGGUAAAUUCAGACUGUGCUAUUUUUAAAUGCCCUCUGUCCUUAUAAUAGUUUAAAGUGGUUUUUUCUUUAAGGAAUUUAUAAGUAAAGCAGUCAUAUUUCAUAGUAUAGAGCACAGGUUUUUCUGUAUGUUCUAAGAAAAUGUCUACUUUUAACCCGCAACUACUGAACUAAACAGCUGUCAGCAUGUAACAACAUUCAUGACCCCUGAACUUGAAGGGAUUUGUGUUUAUCCAUUUUGCUGAGCCUAAUAAAUCUGUAGUUUCCUAAAGUUAAAAGGAAACUAGAGCUAAGCACAGUGGCACAUGACUGUAAUCCUAACAACUCUGGAGGCUGAAGCAGAAGGAUCACACGUUCUAGGUCAGCCUCAGCACUUUAGCAAGACCAUGUCUCAAAAUAAAAAAUUAAAUAAAUAAAUAAAUAAAUAAAUAAAAAGGGCUGGGGAUGUAGCUCGGUAGGAAAGCAACCCUGUGUCCAGUCCUCAGUAUUGCAAAAGAAAAACGGAACUAAGUUCCCAAACUUGUCUUAAUCCAUUUACUUCCUUAUAUAAUAAAACCUAAAGUUUAUAAUUCCCACUUAAAAGUUUUAUUCUCUAAGGACGUUAUUUUUUAAAAAAUAUUUUUUACUUAUAGAUGGACACAAUAUCUUUAUUUAUUUUUUAUGUGGUGCUGAGGAUCAAACCCAGUGCCUCACACAUGCUAGGCAAGUACUCUACCACUCAGCUACAACCCCAGCCCCAGGACAUUAUUUUUAGUUGGCAUGGUAGUUUUAACUGCAGCAAUUUUGUGAUAUCCGAAUAUUGUGAAUUUUUAUUUGAUUCUCUUGUGUCCUCCAGAGAGUAGAUGCUCAACAACUGUUUGUUGAGUAAAUGAAAGAAAAGGUAUUUAUUUCAGAACCUUACCAUUCCUUUCAUCGGGGUUUGUAUAGGAAAGAUCUGCCAAAGAAUUGUUUUGGUAGCAUAUUCUUUGGGGAAGUAAAGGGAAGAAUAAAAGGGCUAAAAGUAUUUCAUUUUCAGCUUAUUACAAUUAGUGCUUCAAACUAUGCUUAGUCACUUGAGCCAUGAGUCAAUAGUAAGGCUAUUGUAUUUUAAAUGUAUAUAUAUAUUUUUUUGUUGUUGUUGUUGUUCUCCAAGAAAACUUAUCUAGUUUCCCACCUCAUGUCUAUUGCUCUGAUAAGAUUAUCCCUCCUUUUUAAUUUAUUGUACAAAUAUAAUAGUAAAAAAAUAAGGAAGAAAAAUUACAGUUCCUUCACAUCAAUUAUCAUUUGUAUUUUGUGUUUCUUUCCAGUAUUUGUCUUUGUAAAUAUGUAUUCUAAAGUACUUGUAAGUAGUCACUCAGAGUAUAAUGUAAUUUUGUCUUUGGUGUUUUAAAAUUUGGCAACCAGACAAGGGAGUCUCACAGGAAAAUUAGAAACAAGUGAUAAUCUGGUGUGAGGAUAGGAAGACAAAAAAUAAGUGAGGGUAGUAACUGAACCCAUCCCUGUGUCAUUAUCCUCCCACCCCCAUCCUCAAGCCACCCAGCUGCUAAUGUAAGUAAAGUGGUAAGUUGAGGAAGGCAUCAUGCCAGGUUGCAGAGUUUUAAAAUGUAUUAUUUAGCAGUAAGAUUUAACUCACUAUAAAUGAAUGGGCCUAUGAGGAAGGGGAACCCUUCAAACUGAUUAUACUAUAAACUGUAAAACUAUUGCCUUUUUUUUUUUUUUGAUUCCCACUUGUGUCCAUAAAAGGUGUGUCUGGGCUGGAGACUUAAGUGCAGAGGGGAAACAAGAAGCCAAGUACUAAUCUUAGUUUGGUCUGAGAGGUGAAUUUUAGCACCUCUCUAAAUUCAGCUCUGUGCUUGAAAGGAUCUAAAGGAUGCAUAGAGGGAUAAUAAAAUCUUUUAGAAACAUACUAGUUAAUCUGCUAAUGUGAUGGAAGUUGAAUGGAAAAAUGAAUGCAAAAAAUUACAGCUGGAUUGUAUGCCGCAAGUUUAUUAUUCAAUAAAUAUUCUGUGGUUCGA